Heterocephalus glaber (naked mole-rat) is the source of this 1383-nucleotide messenger RNA. Lineage: Eukaryota; Metazoa; Chordata; Mammalia; Rodentia; Bathyergidae. The record is from RefSeq and is a predicted model, not a curated record.
CAGACACGACGCUACCCUCCGGAGGAAUCUUGUUUCACGGUUCGGGACCCCCCCUUGCACUCCAGGGACACGGUAAUUCAAAGACCUGGUUCAAACCUGCCUUCCCAAGGGGCAGUGACACUUGGUUCUGGGCACAGUCAGCACCCUGGGGAGUUUGCAGCCUGCAGCCUUGGAUCCGGCACAUCCCCUGGUGGAUUCAACACCCCUUACCCUGGAACCAGUCUAACCGCAGCGUCCAGCCCUGGGCCUGGGGAGCCUAGGGUAUACAGUUCGGGGCGUAGUCCGGGCUCCGAGUCAACUUCCUUGCACCCCUACAACUCCUGUGAGGACCAGCCCCAGGGCAUCUUGAAACACAACUGCAGCAUCUUGCAGCAGAAAUCCCCCGGUGCGGAGAUGAAAAAGUCUCAGCACUGGGAUGAGAUGAAUAUCCUGGCCACUCACCAUCCUGCUGAUAAGGACUAUGGUUUUAUGAAAGUGGACGAGCCUGGAACCCCUUAUCACAGACUGCAGGACAGUGAUGAGGACCUGUCUGAGGGGUCCUCCCUCAAGGUGACCCCUGAAGUGUUGGCAGAGAGGUUUGCAACAAUGGACAAUUUCCUCCCCAAGGUCCUCCAGAACAGUGAUAACGGAAGCUCAAUGGCUACAGACAACUUUUCCAAGACAUACUCCAAUGAUUUUUACAAGCACCGCGAAAGACACUACAAUGAAAGAAAAUUCCUCAGGGCUCAGAAAAACAUGCCCAUGUAUGAUGACAAGGAGAGCAACUGGGGCAGUGCCAGUAUCAACAGUCGUGGUCAAGGUGUGAUGAUGGACCUAAAGCCCAGGCCUGUGGAGAGAGGGUCGCCAGGAGCACUAGCUGGAGCAGUCAAAGAUGAGACUGCUUGGGUGACUGUGAGUGACGUCCUAGAAGCCAAAGAUUCUUCUACCUGCAGAAAUCAGUUCCUCCCAGCAUCAGCCCCCAUCCUUUUGGAGAAGGAGAUUGACCAGCAAUGCAAGGAAUAUUACAACAAAGGAAUAUACCUGAGAUCCUGCUCCCACCCAGAACUUGAAGAGGACACACAAGAUAAGCAGCAGAACACUACCAUGUCCUCCAGUGACAGUGAUUCUCAAGUGGUAUCCAGCUGGUAUCAAUGGCUGGAGGCCAAGAGGCUGAGCUGCCAUAGCCCAGGGAACUCAGAGAGGGAACAUGGAAGCAACCAGAACCCAUCAAACUGGAACAUGCACGGAUGUGAGCCUGGGAAGAGAUGAAACCCGAAGCACCAAUGGACUCAGGAAGAGGAAACCAGACAAUGGAAACCAUAGCCGGCUAGGGGUGGGAUAAAGGCAACCUUCCCCUGCCCUUACAACCUUAGGAAUGGACAAUAAAGAUAAGAAUAGCAGGAA